Molecule: messenger RNA, 1020 nt
Organism: Neohortaea acidophila
Lineage: Eukaryota; Fungi; Ascomycota; Dothideomycetes; Mycosphaerellales; Teratosphaeriaceae
Product: Pre-mRNA-splicing factor of RES complex-domain-containing protein
Exons: 1
Biological process (GO): mRNA splicing, via spliceosome
Cellular component (GO): U2-type spliceosomal complex; RES complex
Molecular function (GO): RNA binding
Source: RefSeq, a predicted model, not a curated record
UCAACAAUGCAAACACCACCAUGGGGCUCGCCGACUACCUCGCCAAAAACUACCUCUCGGCAGAUGCGAAGGCGUCCAAAAAGCGAAAGCGAAAAGACGCGGCGAAAGAGGCAGGCGUGACGAUAGCAGACGACGACGCGAGGGAAUGGACGAAUACGCCCCAAAAUGCUGAUGAAGAUGACGAAGCGCCUACAAUCUGGGGAGACACACUCGCCGGCGGUCUCAACAAGCCCGCGAAGAAAUCGAAAUGGAUCAGAGUUGGAACUUCCGCUCCCACCAGCGCAGAGCAGGCGAGCGCGGACGCUAUCCUAGCAGAGGCACAGGCGGAGUCCAAGGCGCGCGCUGAAGAGGAUAAUGAUGCACCGGCGAUAGUAGGGGAGGAUGAGGGGCCUACGAUGGCUUCAGGGGCCAUGGCGGGACUACAAACAGCCGAUCAGGUCACGGCGGCGUUGAAGAAGAAGGAAAAGGCGGAGCGCAAAGCGAUGCAAGCCGCGGGUCUGGAUCCCACGGGCAAAGCGCAGGAGACUAUCUACCGCGACGCUUCUGGACGCAUUAUCAACGUCGCUAUGAAGCGAGCGGAGGCGCGCGCGAAGGCAGAGGAGGAAGAGCGCAAGAAGGCGGAGGAGCUCGAGAGCAGGAAAGGCGAGGUGCAGAAGCGGGAGAAGGAAGCGCGGAAACAACAGCUGGACGAUGCCAAGGUCAUGUCUGUGGCGAGGUAUGCGGACGAUGAGAAGAUGAACGAGGAGUUGAAGGAGCGGGAGCGGUGGAAUGAUCCUAUGGCGCAGCUGAUUGCGAGCAAGAAGAGUAGCGGGACGACUGGGAAAGGAGGAAGGAAGAAGAAGGGUGGUGGCAAGACGUAUGUGGGAGCCUUCGAACCGAAUCGAUAUGGAAUCCGGCCGGGAUGGAGAUGGGAUGGCGUGGAUCGAAGCAAUGGGUUUGAGAGGAAGUGGUUUGCCGCGAGGAACAGGCAGCGGAAUCGUGAGGAACUCGAGUAUUCUUGGCAAAUAGAUGAAUGAAAGG